ACAAGGUGUACUGUAACCAAGACCGAAAAAGAGAAGCCAUGUCGUUCCGAGAUUAUCCAGAAAAUACCCGAUUGUUCAUUCUUACAGGGAAAGGUGUAACAGAGGACACUCUAAGAGAAAAAUUUGAACAGUAUGGAAAGAUUGAGGACUUGUGGAUCGUGAAGGACAAACGCACACAUGAAGAUAAAGGUGUUGUGUACAUCACAUUUUCAAAAUGUUCAGAGGCUGCCCUGGCUAUGGAAGAGAUGAACGGGAAGAUUUUAGAAGGCAACCCUCGGCCCCUCAAGGUAAUAAUGGCGAGCACAAAGCGUGAUGGGUCGGUACGAGAUAACAGAGAAGAAGAGAAGACAACGCGCCUAUUUGUUAUCAUCCCAAAAUCAUUCCAGGAAGAUGAUCUCACCAAGGCUUUCACAGAGUUUGGGGAUGUACACUCUGUGAAUGUACUGCGAGACCGGGACUCCGGCUCACCAAAGGGGUUUGGUUUUGUGAGGUUUCAUCGACCCUACCACGCUGCUCUUGCUCUGGAAAACUGUGACAAAUCCUUCAAGCCAAAGUUUGCUGAACCAAAAAAGGUCCAGGAGACUCCAGACCGUUAUGACCGUGAUUCAUAUAGCCGCAGAGAUGAUCGGUCUGAUAGAUCUGAUCGGUCUGACCGGUACAACGAUCGCUAUGAUGACCGAUAUGAACGGAGGGGGCCACCAGGGGGAUAUCCAUAUGACAGAGAUGAUAGGGACAGGGGUUUGAAGCGCAGUCGGGAUGACUAUCAUGACCGUGACCAGAGAGACCGUGGACGGGGCCGUGAGGAUUUCAUCGGGAUGGACGGGCGAUCCAGAUACAGCGCUUCCAGCUCUCAACUUGACCAGGACCAUCGCGGUGGCAGUGUUAGCGGAGGUUCUAUGGACCUGCUUCCAGACUUCCCCCACGCAAACUGUCAGCGUCUACAUGUGACCACCACUAUGGGCCUCACCCAACCGUACCUACAUAAGCUGUUCAACAUUGUGCCGGGCCUCGAAUAUUGUGACCUCAAUGAACAGACAGGUGUAGCCUAUGUGCGUUACGAGACACCUCAGCAAGCUGCGUAUGCCCGGGAGAAGCUAGAUCAGUUUGAAUACCCGAUUGGGAGUCGCCUGUCUGUGAGGUUUGCAGACAACAUGGGAAGACAGUCCAGCAUGGAUAACUAUAUGGCCUCGCCAGGUAGUUACAGGGGAGGUGGAGGCAGGAUGGAUCUGAUGGGAGAUAACUCUGUACAACAGGUCCAUCAGGCUGCCCGUGUCUUGGAACAGGCUGGUAUCAACCCGGACCUAGUCCUACAGCCUAACGUACUUGGGCAAGGGUCAGUGGGGGGUCAUGCCUUGUCCGCAAACAACAUCACCUCUCCACGGGACGAUAUAAAUGAGCGAGUCACUUAUUGCAAUGCCAAGCUGCCCUUGGUUAAGUCGUUACUCCCAGAGGAUACCCCGACGGAUCAGAGGCUGUUUAUUGUGUGCCAACCGGCAGCUGUUCCAGAGAGAAUACUUAGGGAUGCCUUCAGCAGAUUUGGGAACCUGAUUGAGGUGUACCUUCUUAAUGGGCGUAACUUUGGCUAUGCGAAGUAUGCCAACAAGGAUUCUGCAAUGGCGGCCAUACGAACUCUGCAUGGACAGACUGUAGCUGGACAAAGACUUAAGGUUCUGGAGGCGGAGCCAAUGAAGAAAGAUGAGGAUGAGGCCCACAAACGUCAGAGAACUGAGGUCCCCAUGUAAAGAAGGAGACAAAACAGCUGACAUACAGUGCCGAGACGUAUUUUGGACAUACAUUACAAGGAUUUACUGAAGAGACACAUUACAGGAAUUUACUGAUGUUUACAUAAUACCGGAGACAUACAUGUAUUACCAGAAUGAUGCACAAACUGGACACUAGUUUGAUAACGUUUACUACUCUUGGUUUAAAGGAGGACUCAACCAUUGUAAACUACAACUUGUGUGACAAAACUACAAUAACCCAACUCUGUGUUGAAAGAAUGACAAUUUUUGUUGAAAGAAGGACAUUUUUUGACAUAUUCAUAAUUGUGACAUUACAGCCUGACUUACUCGAGGAUGGAAGUUCUUUUUGACCUUAACUUGGCAACUGUGCCACAAAGUCACAGUUUAUUUCACUUUACUACAUUGAGAUGUCCUGAGAAAAAGAUGUUCUAAAUCAAAAUUUUGUUCAUAUUCUUACAUCCAUCAUGAUCAUAUUAAAUUGCCUUGUGACUUUGGUUAUAUGCACAUGUACAUUUAAGCGUGUAAAGCUAACAGUUUUUAUACAUUGUCUGAUAUUCUUUGGCUCAAAGCAGCAGAAACUCGUGUUGUACAUGAACCCAUUACACGGUAAUCCCAAUUUCAUUCAAGUCAGGUCAUUUCAAUGAUUUCUUAUUCAUAAUUAUUUUCCAUAGUUAAAUAAUAUCAAAAUAUUAUUCUGUAAUUCAUAUUAAAGUUGUUGAUCUUAAAUGUAGAAAGUUUGUGAUUUUGAUCAAAGUAUGAUUUUGUUCUGAAAAAAUCUCUUGAAAAAUUAGUAAUUUCAUAUGCCUUUUAUAACACUAUCUAUUAAACAGAACUCAUUCAAUGUGUGUCAUAAAGAUGUUGUACUGUGAGUGCCAAUAAAUGUAGAAAAAGUUU
Molecule: messenger RNA, 2636 nt
Organism: Mya arenaria
Lineage: Eukaryota; Metazoa; Mollusca; Bivalvia; Myida; Myidae
Product: RNA-binding protein 45-like
Exons: 13
Coding region: 39-1742 (567 amino acids)
Molecular function (GO): RNA binding
Source: RefSeq, a predicted model, not a curated record